GACCGGUGUGUGUUCGAAUUUAGUCUAACAGCUUUUUGGCAAGACUCCCUCGGGCGCGAGCGUUACAUAAAAUGAACGUCGCAUCGCUUACAGUACAAAAAGGUUAAAAAUAGAUUUUCAGUGACGGACAUUUUUGUUUUCAAAUGACAUACAUACGGCGUUGACUCUGUUAUUACGCUUUAGAAAUCAAAGUGAAAACUCAGAAAUCAGAUACUGUAAACAUUGGACUGUUUUUUUGUGUUUUGUGAUACAGUUUACGUUAUAAAAGUGUUGUUAAAUAAAUAAGGAAUAGUUGUGAAGUUCAACUACGUGACUUAAAAGUUAAUUUAUUAAAGUGUUGUGACUUGUGGUGUAAAUAAUGGCUCAAGUUGAGCCAAUGGACGUAGACAAUGUUGGAAGCGACUUUGAUGACAAAGAAAAUUCCUUACUGCACAGUAAUGUCUUGCCAAGAACUCCGUGCACUGAAAAAGGGUAUGAAGAAUUGGAUGUCUCAGAGCUGAAUAUGAAAUUGAGGUACUCCAUCACACCAGCUUCAUCUCCAAUGUCAAAGAGCUUCACAGCAAAUUGUAAGGAUAAUAAAACCUAUAGCAUUAAUGAGGAUAGUCUUAACAGUACAAUUGUAAAUAACAGCACAAGUCUAACUAGAUCUCUAAAUGCAACAAUAAGCAAAUUUGAUGUAUCUAAGUCACCUAAACUUCCAUUGCAAGCUUUAUCGACAGAUCAGUAUGUAGAUAUGAACUCAAAAGUGAGAAGAUCACUUGAUAAUGACCUUAAAAAUAUUACAAUAUCAAUAGACGGGAAUGAUAUUGAUGAAAAUAUAUCUUUACCAAGUACAUCAUCCUCUGCUGUCCAGACUCCGGAAGCGACAACCCCUACAAAAGAAAUUCCUAAAGACGGUGGAUCACCUAUCAUGAGAGGAUUAAAAAGUGUUCUCAAUAUGUUUCGUACAUCUCAAAGUCCAAUACCUCCCGAUGAUAAUUUAGACAAGAAGGACAUUACAGAACAUUUAAAAGUAGAAGAGAAGAAACCCGAGACAGUUUUAGCAUCAACGCCGAAAGCUUGCGAUAAAAAUAAAGAUAAUUCUUCAAAAAGAAGUAGCCCGCUAAAAGAUAGUAUGAUAUUUAACGAUGAUUUGGAAAGGGAGCUGCAAUGGAAGGAUGACUCCACUAUUAUAUUUAAACAAGAAAAAAUCCCUAUACACAAGUUAUUCUUACAACAAUCAACCUCAACUGCUAUAGAGAAGAUACAACCGAAAACUAAUGAAUCUGAAAAAUUAAACUCUACCGUUGAGUACAUGGAUAUCUCAUACAAUGAUUCUGUGAUCGCUGAUAAAACUAUGGCUGAUAUUGAAAGUAAAAUGAUUUCAAGUAAUAUUGAAGCAAGUGUUGUGGAAUCUGACGGUGAGUUCCUUGAUUGUGAGACAACAUACAUAAAAAGUGAUGAUAUUAAUUCAGAACAAAUUAAUACUACUAUUCCCGUUAAUACAGACAAGGAACAUUUCUUGCAAGAUGUAUGUACUGAUAAAAUUAUUAGUCUACAUAAGAGCCUAGGAGAAAUUAACAAUAUUGCAAAUGAUUCUAAGAUUAUAUCUACAGAUUUAUCGAGCGUUGAUGCUCAUAUUCAAUUUGAAGAACGGGAAUCAUUAUCCAGUUCAUUAAAUGAUGUCAAACCUGAAAAUGUAGUAAAUGACACACAUAAAUUAAUUCCUGAUGUAACAGAAGAAGAAAAUAAUGUUCAAUUUGAAAAACUGAAUACAUUGUCCAGUACAUUAACUGACGUCAAACUUGAAAAUGUAGUAAAUGACACACAUAAAUUAAUUCCUGAUGUAACAGAAGAAGAAAAUAAUGUUCAAUUUGAAAAACUGAAUACAUUGUCCAGUACAUUAACUGACGUCAAACUUGAAAAUGUAGUAAAUGACACACAUAAAUUAAUUCCUGAUGUAACAGAAGAAGAAAAUAAUGUUCAAUUUGAAAAACUGAAUACAUUGUCCAGUACAUUAAAUGAUGUCAAACCUGAAAAUGUAGUAAAUGACACACAUAAAUUAAUUCCUGAUGUAACAGAAGAAAAAAGUAAUGUUCAAUUUGAAAAACUGAAUACAUUGUCCAGUACAUUAAAUGAUGUCAAACCUGAAAAUGUAGUAAAUGACACACAUAAAUUAAUUCCUGAUGUAACAGAUGAAAAAAGUAAUGUUCAAUUUGAAAAACUGAAUACAUUGUCCAGUACAUUAACUGACGUCAAACUUGAAAAUGUAGUAAAUGACACACAUAAAUUAAUUCCUGAUGUAACAGAAGAAGAAAAUUAUGUUCAAUUUGAAAAACUGAAUACAUUGUCCAGUACAUUAAAUGAUGUCAAACCUGAAAAUGUAGUAAAGGACACACAUAAAUUAAUUCCUGAUGUAAAAGAAGAAGAAAAUAAUGUUCAAUUUGAAGAACUGAAUAUAUUGACCCGUACAUUAAAUGAUGUCAAAUCUGGAAAUGUAGUAAAUGACACAUAUGAGCAGAUUCCAGAUGUUGCUAUUAAAUGCCAAAAAGAAAGUAAUUUAAUAGAUGACAUACAAGUUCAUGAAGAUGUAACAUCAGCAUUAGAAGUCUCAGCUGAUAAAGCUGAAUCAAAUAAUUACAUAGACCAAGCCAAUGUUUCUGUGCCACAUAUUUAUAAGGAUGAUAUUAAAUUAGAUAGUUUUGCACAAGAUAAACAAUUAUUAAAUAAUUUGACUCAUUACAUACAAGAAGAUGCUAGUUCAACAGAAUUAACCUUUGAUGUAACUAAGCCCUUAAAUAUAGUAACAGAUAACGAUAACACAUUAGCUAAAGUGCAUGAUAGGUCUAACAAUUUUGAAAUUAUUGGCAAAGAAAAGUUAGAAGUAAUUGAGUUAAACUCUCAACCAUUAAAUUCAGGAAUAUUACAAAUAUGUGAGAACAAAGCUGGCGAUACUAGACAUGAUCAUGCUAAUACCACAUUAGAUAUCCUAGAUUUUAAAUCAGAGGCUGUUCAUUUGGAAGAAAAUAAAAUUGAAUAUCAUGUCAUUGAUGAAACGUUUGAAAAAACUAAAACGAGUUCCUCCAUAUCUAAAAAUUAUGAAUCAAAUGAAAUUCAUAAUCAUACUGAAGAUCUCCUAAAUAAGUCUGACAGAGUUGAUUUGUCUUGUUUAAAUAAUACCACUGACAGUCUACAUAUAAAUAAACAACCAGACCUAGAAGAUAAAAUAACUUGUUUAAAUUUCGUUGAAAAUGACGAUCAAAGCAACUCUUAUGAAAGUACUGAAAAACCGAUUGGAAUCACUGAUAUAGGAUACAAUAAUUCUCAGCCAAGUGAUAAUAUCCCUCAGUUAAGUGAUAACGCACUCCAGUCAAUUGAACCACAAGUGACUGAGUUGAUAAAUAAUUUUCCGUCUGAUAUUCCUUUACCCAGUGAUGAUGAUAUUGAAAAAGACAGCUUAAUGGACAACUUUGAAAUACAAAAUGAAAAUGUAGUAGAAGCUUUAAAUAACGUGGAUGGUAUUAGUAUAAAUGAUCAAAUUAUGGAUUCUUUAGAGCCUAUGGAUGUAGUUACCCGAGAAGAUCUUACAAUAAAUCCUGAACAUUCAAAUGAAAUGAUAAAUAUACUACCUGCUUCUAGUCUAGACGAAAUCCAGAACAAGAUAGAACCUCUUUCGAAUUUGCCUAUUUCUAGCUACGAGACCAACAAUAAAACUGUAGUAUUAAACGAAUCUGCUACUAUAGUAGCAAAUAAUGAACCAAACUUCCCGUAUAGUUUACCUGAAUUAAAUAAAACUGAAACACUAAGCGAAGAUAAAUCUGCGUCUGUAAAAACUAAUGAGAAUCAUAAAUAUAUUAACUGCGAAAAAGAUAUUGAAGAAAUAAAAUUAGAAGAAAGUACUAAAAUUGAAAUUGAAGAACUUAAAAAUGACAACACGAGUGAUGAGGGACUGAAUGAAAAUAAAUUGGUUGACGAAGAAAUUGUGACAUCUGCGAAUAGUAGUCCUUUUGUUUCUGUUGGAAACUUUGAUUUAAAUGUAAAUAAAAAUGAUAUUAAUUUAGAUGAAAUAGAAAGUCCCUUUGAAACUAAAACUAAAAUCGCAUUGUCACCUCCAAUAUCUCCGAAUCUAAAUAGAAAAGGGUAUAAUAUAAAUUUUGAUGACAUUGACGAUCCAUUUGCUACUAAAACUAAUAUUAGAAUGUCACCACCUCCUGAAAGUAGUCCCAGGACUACUAGUGCGCCGAUAAAUAUUAAUCAAAAGAAAACAGACAUUCAGAAGAGAGUUCAACAGCAAAAUAGAAGAAAGUCUCAACCUGAACGACAAAAGAGGGAUCUAACAAAAAAACGCAUUAACAUUUCCUAUAGUUGUGAUACAAGAGGUAACAAUUACAAGAAACAAAUGAGUACAACUAACAAUGAAAAUGAGAAUAAAAAACUAAUUGAUAAAAACUAUAAAACUGACAUAAAUAGCACUAUUAUAACAUCAGUUAUUGCUGAUCAAUUUGUAGCUGAAAAUAUCGAUCCUUUUGAUAAUAAGUGCGAAAUGGAUGACGUUAAUACUUCUGAUAACAAUCUUUUUAAUCUUAAUGAAACAGUUACAAUACCAGAUGAAUCAAAACCUCUUUAUAGUGAUUUAAUACAAGACAAUACUACAGGACAAAAGGCAAUUAUAGGUAAUAUUUCUGCAAAAAAGUUUCCCCCUAAAAAUGUUUUUAAUUUACCAGAAAUUGAUGACAUGAAUUUUAAUCCAUUUGCAUCAAAGUCGAAAAUUCGUAAUUCACCAUCACCAACAUUCGAGAAAGAAUCUGUAUUAUUAGAGGAAAACAACUUACCUUCAGAUCCAAUUAAUGAAAUGAAACAAAAAUCAGUAGCAGAUACAACCGUAAAUAUCGAAAGUCAAGAAGAUAAGAUUGAGUCGCCUAAUGUGAGUAGUGAAACAUUUUCAUCCAAAAAUAUUAACAAAAAUAGUACAGUAAAAGAAAUCGCUACUGAAGAUGAAGAUACAGUAGAAGGUCCUUUCCUGGAGGCUGAAGAAUUUUCAGAUGUAGUUAAAAUAUCAGAUUUUGCCACUGAAAGAGAUGUGACGGAAUUUGAAAACUUUCACACAGCAGUUAACCCUGAAAUUAAAGAUGAAGGUGAACUUUUUAUAGACGCUGAAGCAUUUGAAUUUCUACUUAACCAAAAUAAAAGUAAUGUGGUAGCAGAUAGUGGUAAAGAAAGCCUAUUUUUAAAAUUCGAUCCGCUUUUUGCUAAAAGAGUCUCAUCAGAUGGAGUUUUGGCUGCAUUAAAUAGAAUUCAAAAGAGGCAAAGUACACCGAAAAAAGCACCCUCCACACCCAAUCAAAAUGCUGUAAUUAAUGAAGAAAGACCAUCAAGUGAUGCAACAAAAUGCAAUACGUUGUUGGAAGAAAGUAAUGAUGAAAAUAACAUUACGAUCGUUAAGCCUAUGAUGGUUGUCAGUCCUGCUAUUAAUUCUCUUGUUUCGCCAAGAAAAUCCACAUCACCACCUAGGAUAAACAGGCGCUCGUUAACUUUUACUUCUCCUGCUAUGGCUGUUAUUGAUAGGCUGCUUUCUCUGAGCAGUAAUAGUUCAACCCUAGACCACGAUGCAAGCCCACCACGAAUAAAUAGAGAAUACAAUGACACCAAUAUUGCUCUCACUCAACUAAGAGAACUAUUAGCUGAAAAAGAAAUACAUGUUCAUAACUUAAGAUCUGAAAGUAAGGAAUUGAAAGAAAGAUUAGCAGUAAUGGAAUCUCAAGUGAAAACAUUGGAGAAAGAAAGUGAGGAACGAUUAAAAAAGGUUAAUGAUUUAAAUGAGCGUCUGGCGGAAAAAACGAAAAUCAAUAAGAGUAUGGCAGUUGUCGUAGAGGAGUAUGAAAGAACGAUUGCUAGUUUAAUAGCUGAAAUGGAUCAAGAAAAGAGGCGGAAUGCGGAAGAAAGGGCAAGGAUAAUUAGUGAGAGAGAUGAACAAACGGCUCAUUUGUCAAGUAUGGAAGUAUCGUUUAGCGAUUUGCACAGCAAAUAUGAGAAAAGUAAACAAAUUAUAUUAAGCAUGAAAGCUAACGAAGAUACAUACAAAAAGUCGUUGAAAGAUUUCGAAGACAAUCUCCUUAAAAUGCAAAAUAAUUAUGAACUGUUGAAACAGCACGCUACAUCUAAAUUGAAUCACGCAAACCAGGAGUUAGAGAAGUUUAAUAGAGCACACGAAUCAGAAGUUUUGAAACUGAACGCUAUGAUAAAGCGCAAGGAACUACAUAUAACGUCUCUUGAAGAAUCACUCGCACAGAAAACGAAGGCCAAUGAAGAACUGACCGCCAUUUGUGAUGAACUCAUCAAUAAGGUUGGAUGAACUUAUUUAAAUGCAAACAACUCCUACCGUAGCUCGUAAUUUCGACUGAUUUUUCACGACUCGCUUAUGUACUUAUCUUGCGAUAAGUUGCAUUAAGUGCAAACCUCAAUUAAGUGCCAAUUCUGUAGUUCUUAAAAGUAAGACUGUUUAUUGUGAUACAGUGAUUUUGUGAAAAUUUAAAAUUAUGUUUAUGACAAUAUUUUCAAUUUUAAAUUUUUUACAUAAUUUAGAAAUUGUUUGAGUAUUUAUAUCGAACGCAAGAUUUAACAUAAAAUACGUAAAGAAAACACAUCUUUCUAAGAUUUAUUGAAUUAAAAUGCACAUGUUUUGCUUUUAGACGAUACGUUACACUAUUCAUGUUAUGCUGGACAUAAUAAUAAGUUGUAACAUGUAAAGACAUUUACAUUUUGAUUUGAGAGCACGUUUUUGAAAAUGUCUCCACAAAUGUUAAGGUUGUUACUUGUGACUAACAUGUGACAAAAUAUUUUAAUAGACACUACUCUGUUCAAUGAGUAUUGUUAAAUUUUUAGAAUUAUCUUUUUGGGUUUAUUUAAUGAGUGUAUAUUUUUUGACAUUAUAUAAUGAGAUAUUAUUUUUUAUAAAUGUUUAAAUAAAGUAUUAUGAUACCAGAGUAAAUGCCCCAGAUAUUGAAUACGUUAUGAAUUUGAAAAACAAAAUGGUAAUAACCUUUGAAGAUUUUUUUAAUGUUUCUUAAUUAUAAUUUUUUAAAGAUUCGGUCUCAUGACUCAAAUAAGUAAUCCAUGUUGAAUUGUUAGAUAAUAAAGUGACAGACUUUGUUUUUUUUUCACUCUAAAUUGAAGACAAUUAGACCGUUUUUUCUAUGUGUAGAAAGGUUGUUGUUUAUUUUAAUUAUAUAAACGUACCCCUGAAUAUUUUAAACACACUUAACAGUCAGCAUAAUUUAAUUAUAAAAAGUAAGAAAACCAAUUUGCAUGUUCAUUUUUAAAUUACAUAUUAUAGUCUUAUUUUUAUAUAUAUGCAACACGUAUCUAGUAAAUAUACCUAUCUAGAUGUAAAACAAAAUUUAUUAUCAUAAGUUCAAUGACCCUUUCCAUGUUAUAAUAGUGACUAUAUUUUUAAUCUUGUGUGAUUUUCAUGCAUGAGAGUUGAACCAAUAUUUGUUUACACUGGACCCGAAAUAAUACCAUUCCUUUCGUCUAUUUGAAAUAUAUUUUUGGAAGGAAAUUGUCUUGCAUGUUUGCUGAUACAGUUACAUGUUUUAAAAACUCGAAUUGUUGUAUCUGAUAUUUUUGUAUAAUAUUGUGUUAUAGAUUGAUUAGAUAUUAUUUUAGUUAAUAAAUGUAUUGACUUUGUGAAAA
Molecule: messenger RNA, 7671 nt
Organism: Melitaea cinxia (Glanville fritillary)
Lineage: Eukaryota; Metazoa; Arthropoda; Insecta; Lepidoptera; Nymphalidae
Exons: 1
Coding region: 359-6331 (1990 amino acids)
Biological process (GO): cell population proliferation; mitotic spindle organization; cerebral cortex development
Cellular component (GO): cytoplasm
Source: RefSeq, a predicted model, not a curated record